AUGGAAAUAAAUAAUGUUGCUGAAUCUAUGAGAAAAAUCCUAAAAGAAUCAAGAUAUACAGUUGAACAAAGUAUGAAACAAUUUGAUGAUAUGAUAAGUGAUCUUAUUUUUGAGCAAGGAUGCGUACUUGAAAAGAUUUUAUUGGAUCAACUUCCUCAAGAAAUAGUGGAUAUGACGAAUAAAAAAUACUUGGAAUUGAGAUAUGAGGCUUUAGCUGAUAAUAGUAUUUCAAAUGUAGAAGAUACGAUGUACUAUUUUGAUCGUCUACGUGAAAAAGUUAAAAAGGGACAUGCCACAGAUGUUGAAGAAAAAGUUUAUAACACCAUAAAAUCAUGUGGAAAGUCAAAAUAG
Molecule: messenger RNA, 351 nt
Organism: Strongyloides ratti
Lineage: Eukaryota; Metazoa; Nematoda; Chromadorea; Rhabditida; Strongyloididae
Exons: 2
Coding region: 1-351 (116 amino acids)
Source: RefSeq, a predicted model, not a curated record